Molecule: messenger RNA, 1098 nt
Organism: Didymodactylos carnosus
Lineage: Eukaryota; Metazoa; Rotifera; Eurotatoria; Philodinida; Philodinidae
Source: the annotation of a GenBank genome assembly
AUGAUGACGACGACAACGGCAACACUUGAACAACCUACUUCAACAAAGUUACAACAACAACCAGUUAAACCAGAAACAAAAAUAAAAGAUGUACCAUAUAUGAAACAAUGGAAAGAAUCAAAAGCUUAUAAAGAAUAUACAUCAUUUGUUUUGUCAUUAAAUCAAGCAAUACAUGGUUUAAAAAAUUCAUCACCCGUUUCUAUUUCACCUACAUUAACAAAAUUAAUUGAAUUGAUUGAUAAAUUAGAUCAUUUUAUUGAUGAAUGUCCGCCAAAAGGUCGAUCGAGAUUUGGUGAUGCAGCCUAUCGUGAUUGGCAUACAAAAUUAGAACAGGAAUGUGAAAAUUUAUUAAAACAAACAUUACCAGAAGAAUAUCAUUCGUAUAUUAUUGAAAUUGGACCCUAUCUAUUGGAUUCAUUUGGCAAUAGUACAAGAUUAGAUUAUGGAACAGGUCAUGAAAUGGCAUUUGGAUUAUUUUUAUUAUGUUUAUGUAAAAUUGAAGCAUUAAAAGAAGAUGAUAGCAAAGCAAUUGUCUUAAAACUAUUUAAUAGAUAUAUUGAAUUAUGUCGUAAAUUACAACGAACAUAUUAUUUAGAACCAGCUGGUAGUAAAGGUCAAUGGUGUUUAGAUGAUUAUCAAUUUUUACCAUUUCUUUGGGGUUCAUCACAAUUUACGGAUCAAUCAAAUAUUGAACCAAAACAAGCCGUUGAUGAACGAUAUUAUAAAAAUGAUCACGAUGCAAAUGAUUAUUUAUAUUUAGCUGCAAUUAAAUAUAUUAAUGAAGUUAAAACAGGUCCAUUUUUUGAGCAUUCAAGUACGUUGUAUGAUAUUUCAAAUGUUGCACAAUGGUCAAAAGUUAAUCAGGGAAUGUUAAAAAUGUAUCAUGGAGAAGUAUUAGAUAAAUUUCCAAUUGCACAACAUAUUUUAUUUGGUAAUUUAAUUUCAUUUGAUUUGGCACCAAAACGUCCGCCACAGCGACAACAAUUAGAUAGUAGUCGCAGUGAUAAUCUCUUUAAAAAACCAACGGACAUUAAUAUACCAACAGCGACGGUACAACGUCAUAUUGAUUCAGAAAACAAUAAUCAACAUACAGACUAA